AUGUAAAGUCAAUCCCAAGGUGUAAACCCCCUUACUAAGUCUCCUUUGCUCCAAUAAUAUAUACUUUAACUCUCUUUCUUUCUCUCUCUAAUUCACCUUUCUUGCCUUUCUUGCUAAGAAAGUUGCUCUCAAUCUUCAAUCCUCAACUCUACACCUAUAUAUACACACAUUCACACCACCAAACUCAUUUUUCCCAUUUUCUCCUAAAAUCAAAACACAAACAAAAAAUGCAUCUCUACAAUGCAUGGCUUCCGCCGCCGGUGGCGGCUCAGACCGCCGGCGAGCGAGACUCCUUCGCCCGCGUCAUCGCCGCCGUCAAGUCCGCCUUCCGCUCCGAUGAUCCCGAUUCCGUCUUCUCCACUCUCAAAUUCAUCUCCGUCCUCGACCUUUUCAUAAAGGCAAAAAGUGAUGUAUCUUUGGAGGAUGUCUGUAACCUUAUUCAGAUGGGCCUUGAGAUAUUUCAUGUGUCCCGUAAUAAGCUUUAUGCCCAGGUUAGAUGGGGAAAUUUAUUGGUCAGAAUACUCAACAAAUAUAGGAAAAAGAUUUCACUGACUAUUGAAUGGAGGCCACUGUAUGAUACACUGGUUAGCACACAUUUUACUAGAAGUACAGGUCCAGAAGGUUGGAGAAUAAGACAACGACAUUUUGAAACUAUAACUUCCCUUGUUCAGUCCUGCCGAAGAUUCUUCCCAUCAGGUUCUGCCUUUGAGAUAUGGUCUGAGUUUAAAUCUUUAUUGCAAAACCCAUGGCAUAAUUCAUCCUUUGAAGGUUCUGGAUUUGCAAGACUGUUUCUCCCAACAAAUCUUGAUAAUCAGGAUUUUUAUACACAGGAUUGGAUAACUGAGUGUAUAGACUUGUGGGAAUCUAUACCAAAUUGCCAAUUCUGGAACAAUCAAUGGGCAGAUGUUAUAGCUCGUGUUGUAAAAAAUUACCACAAUGUUGAUUGGGAGUGCUUCUUGCCUUUACUUUUUGCUAGAUACUUGAAUAUGUUUGAGGUACCUGUUGCAAAUGGAAGUGGAUCAUAUCCCUUUUCGCUGGAUGUCCCAAGAAACACUAGGUUUUUGUUCUCCAAUAAAACUUCCACUCCUGCAAAGGCUAUUGCCAAAUCAAUAGUAUAUUUACUAAAACGUGGUAGUUCAUCACAAAAGCACUUUGAGAAAUUGAUCAACAUUUUGGAACAAUAUUAUCAUCCCUCAAAUGGGGGUCGAUGGACCUAUGCAUUGGAGCGGUUUUUGUUUCAUUUGGUGUUUCAAUUUCAAAAGCGUCUACAGAAUGAACAGCUGGGCAUAAAUAAUAGCAGACCCACCGAACAGCAUCUUGGGGAAUCAGAGAGGGUUUUCUUUGUUAACUCAGUGCUAAAGUUAAUUGACCGUGGUCAAUACAGCAAAAAUGAGCAUCUCUCCGAGACAGUUGCUGCAGCAACUUCUAUACUGUCCUAUGUAGAACCCUCAUUGGUUCUGCCAUUUGUGGCAUCUCGGUUUCAAAUGGCCCUUGAGACGAUGACUGCUACCCACCAAUUGAAAAUUGCAGUUAUGUCAGUGGCAUUUGUUGGGCGUUCACUAUUUUAUACAUCUGUAUCAGUUUCCUCCAUGAAACCAAUUGAUCUUGGUGGUGGUGAUGAAGCAUUCAUUGAUCUUGUGGGGGUUUCAUUAUCCAAUGCAUUACUUGGCAUGGAUGCUAAUGACCCUCCAAAAACCUUGGCUACCAUGCAAUUAAUUGGUUCCAUAUUUUCAAAUUUGGCUUUAUUGGAUGAUAAAAUUGAUGACCUAUCAUUUAUGCCGAUGAUCCGCUUUUCAGAGUGGCUGGAUGAGUUCUUAUGCCGUCUAUUUUCCUUACUUCUACACUUGGAACCCAGCAGUGUUUUAAAUGAAGGUCUGCAAUCAUCAUCAGCAACAGGAACUUUCCUGGUUGACGAUGGUCCAUACUACUUCUGUGUGCUUGAAAUUCUGUUUGGGAGGCUUUCACAAUCACUGUAUAAUCAGGCUUUGAAGAAAAUUUCCAAGUUUGUGAGGACAAAUAUUCUUCCUGGUGCUGUUGCAGAGGUUGGACUGCUUUGUUGUGCGUGUGUUCACUCGAACCCAGAAGAAGCAGUUAGUCAACUUGUUGAGCCAAUAUUACUGUCUGUGAUAUCUUCUUUGAAAGGAACACCACGCACUGGAUUUGGAGGAGGAACUUUUGAUGCUUCUGCUUCAUCAAAGGUUAGAUCCACAAUUUCACCAGCUCUUGAGGCUUCAAUUGACUAUCAACUUAAGAUAUUGUCAGUUGGCAUCACAUAUGGAGGUCCAGCGCUCCUCCAUUACAAGGAUCAAUUCAAAGAAGCUAUCUUCUUGGCUUUUGACUCACCAUCUUGGAAGGUUAAUGGGGCUGCUGAUCAUCUUCUUCGGUCCCUUCUCGGAAGUCAGAUUCAUUAUUAUCCAAUAGAUCAGUAUAAGUGUGUUCUUAGUCACCCUGAUGCUGUUGCUCUAGAAGAAUGGAUUAGCACAAAAGAUUUUUCCACUGAUGAAAGGUUGAUCCCAAAGUGGCAUAUUCCUUGUGAUGAAGAAGUUCAUUUUGCAAAUGAGCUUUUAGACAUUCACUUCAAGUCUGCUUUGGAUGAUCUGUUGAAAAUAUGCCAGACUAAAAUCCAUGCUGACCAAGGAGAUGAGAAAGAGCACUUGAAAGUGACUCUUUUGCGCAUUGAAUCAUCGUUGCAAGGACUUUUUUCUUGUUUGCCCGAUUUUGUCCCAGACUCCAGGAAUGGAAUGGUUGAAGAUUCAAACCAUAUGUUUUUAAUUGCUGGGGCAACAGGUUGUACUGUUGGUAGUACUGCUCUGAGAGAAAAAGCUACUGAGGUUGUACAUGCAGCCUGCAAAUAUGUCCUGGAGAAAAAAUCAGAUGACAGCAUCCUGUUGAUACUUAUUAUUCGCAUCAUUGAUGCUUUAGGAAACUAUGGAAGUUUGGAGUAUGAUGAGUGGUCUAGUCACAGGCAGGCUUGGAAAUUAGAAUCUGCUGCCAUAAUAGAACCCCCCAUUAAUUUCAUUGUGUCAUCUCAUUCUAAAGCAAAGAAAAGACCUAGGUGGGCUCUUAUCGACAAGGCAUUUAUGCACAAUACAUGGAGGUCUUCGCAAGCAUCCUAUCAUCUUUACCGUACAAGUGGGAAUUUCUGCCCAUCUGAUCAUGUGACUAUGUUGAUGGAUGAUUUGUUGAGUCUCUCUUUGCAUAGCUAUGAAACUGUCCGCCUGCUUGCAGGGAAAUCUCUAGUGAAGCUGAUCAAGAGAUGGCCAUCUAUGAUUUCAAAAUGUGUUAUCACUCUUACCCAUAACUUGCAGGAUCUCAAUGCCAAGGAAUAUGCAGUGUUGGGUUCCUGUUCAGUCCUUGCCUCACAAACAGUUCUCAAGCAUUUGACAACGGAUCCAAAGUCAUUCUCUUCAUUUAUCUUGGCAAUUCUUUCAAGUUCGCAUCAUGAAUCGUUGAAAGCUCAGAAAGCAAUUAAUGAGCUUUUUGUGAAGUACAACAUUCAAUUUUCUGGAGUAUCUAGAAGCUUUUUCAGGAUCUCAGACAAAGAAAAUCAUACUGGUGGACUGGGGUUUUCAGAUUUGGUUUCUCAGAUUGGCUCCAUGAGUUUUGAUUCUACUGGCUUGCAUUGGAGGUAUAACUUGAUGGCUAAUAGAGUGCUGCUCCUGCUGGCUUUGGCAUCUCAGAACCAUCCAAAUUCAUCAUCUAAAAUUCUGAGUGAAACUGCUGGACACUUCCUGAAGAAUUUGAAAAGUCAACUUCCUCAGACAAGGAUACUUGCAAUUUCAGCUUUGAAUACACUAUUAAAAGAAUCACCAUAUAAGCUGUCUCAUGGUGAGAAAUCUGCUGUACUUGAGGAUUUGCAAGGCCAUGUCAAAUCAUCACUUGAAGGAACUUUAACUCCAACUUUUCAGGAAGAGGGUUUCUUCAAUGAGACAUUGACUAGUCUUUCUCAUGUUCAUAUAAUAACUGAUAGUGAAACUGCUUCAAGAGGAGGUCAGGGAGAUUCAAGUUUCCAAAGCUUAGCAGACAAAUCCAUUACUCGUUUUUAUUUUGAAUUUUCGGCUUCAUGGCCUCGAACGCCAAGUUGGAUCUCCUUUUUAGGAAGUGAUACAUUUUACUCAAAUUUUGCUCGUAUUUUUAAACGACUAGUACAAGAAUGUGGCAUGCCUGUUGUAUUGGCUCUUAAAGGUGCAGUAGAUGAGUUUACAAUUGCUAAGGAGAGGUCUAAACAAUGUGUAGCUGCUGAAGCAUUAGCGGGUGUGCUUCAUUCUGAUAUUGAUGGUCUAUCAGGAACAUGGGAAAGUUGGCUGAUGCCUCAGUUGAAGAACAUCAUUUUAGCCCAAUCUGUUGAAUCAGUUUCAGAGUGGGCAUCUUGCAUACGAUAUGCAGUUACCGGUAAAGGAAAGUAUGGAACAAGAGUUCCUCUUUUGAGACAGAAAAUUCUGGAUUCUUUGAUGACACCUUUACCUCCAACAGUAGCUACCACAAUAACAGCCAAGCGAUAUACUUUUCUGGCUGCUGCACUUAUAGAAAUAUCCCCACAGAAAAUGCCAGUAGCAGAAGUCCAGCUCCACAAUACACUUCUGAAGGAAGUUCUUGGUAAUAUGUGCCACUCAUCAGCCCAAGUGAGGGAGGCUCUAGGGGUUACCCUUUCUAUAUUGUGCUCUAACAUUAGGCUCUAUCAUUCAAGCCGUCAUGAUAAUGCACAGGAUGAGAGAAACAACGAUGUUGAUAGUUUGAUGAAAGAUGAAAGCUGGGUUCAGUUUCUUACAGAGCGAGCAGCUGAAGCAGUUGUUAACAUUCAGAUUGCUACCCAAUCAGAUAAAGUAGUGAAUCCUGUAGAUACAAAUUCUCAAAAUGGGCAUCUAGAUGGUGAUUCACAAGAUUGCAUUAAAUGGAUGGAAACGCUACUCUACUUCAUCAUCUCAUCAUUGAAGUCUGGGAGAUCCUCAUAUCUACUCGACGUGCUUGUGGGGCUUCUAUAUCCUGUGAUUUGCUUGCAGGAAACAUCAAAUAAGGAUUUGUCAACAUUAGCCAAGGUAGCAUUUGAAUUGCUCAAGUGGAUGAUUGUUUGGGAACCUCACCUUCAGAAGGCUGUAUCUGUGAUUCUUUCUGCUGCCAAUGAUUCCAACUGGCGAACUAGAUCUGCUACAUUGACAUAUCUGCGCACAUUCAUGUACAGGCACACUUUUACUGUCUCAAGUUCAAAGAAGCAAGAGAUUUGGAGAACUGUUGAGAAGUUACUAGUAGACAAUCAAAUUGAGGUAAGAGAACAUGCUGCAGCAGUUUUAGCAGGCUUAAUGAAGGGUGGAGAUGAAGAUCUUGCUAGAGAUUUCCGUGAUAGAGCUUAUAGGGAGGCAAAUAUUGUACAGAAGAGAAGAAAGUCGAGAAAUGCAAGUUCUGGAUCAUCAAUAGCAUCUGUUCAUGGUGCUGUACUAGCUUUGGUAGCUUCUGUAUUAUCAGCCCCAUAUGACAUGCCCAGUUGGUUGCCUGAUCAUGUUACACUACUUGCUCGCUUCAGUGGGGAGCCAUCACCCGUGAAAUCUACAGUUACUAAAGCAGUUGCAGAGUUCCGGCGGACCCAUGCUGAUACAUGGAAUGUUCAGAAAGAAUUUUUUACUGAAGAGCAACUUGAGAUUCUGGCAGAUACAUCCUCGUCGUCGUCAUAUUUUGCUUGAUAAAAAAUUUCAAAGAUAUUGUUGGGAGAGAGGGUACUGAAAUAAUUGGUUAGGGAAAGUAUGUUUUUCAUUUUUGGUGUAUUGACUGUAUUCAUAGUUGUUAAAAUAGCUUUUAUUUACAUUUUGUACCAUUGAUCAUGUAAGAAAUUUAUUCCUUAAUAAUCUAGUCUCAGAAGUUGAGCUUCUUGCUUUCCUCUGUCUGUUCUGUAAUUUUUCUUAGACCAUGGGGUUAAUCAAAUCAUCCGUUGGUAGAUCCCACACAA
Glycine soja is the source of this 5938-nucleotide messenger RNA. Its product is annotated as proteasome activator subunit 4-like. The record is from RefSeq and is a predicted model, not a curated record. Gene Ontology annotation, cellular component: nucleus; cytosol. The transcript is spliced from 35 exons. Gene Ontology annotation, biological process: proteasomal ubiquitin-independent protein catabolic process. Gene Ontology annotation, molecular function: proteasome binding; peptidase activator activity. NCBI's taxonomy places the organism in Eukaryota, Viridiplantae, Streptophyta, Magnoliopsida, Fabales, Fabaceae. Bases 228 to 5675 code for a protein of 1815 amino acids.